UCGGGGUGCCACGUGUCUACCUACUUUACGUUAAGAGCUUCUUGAAUGAUGCAGUUGGAUCAUCUUGAGACUCAGUCCUUACUCAGUCCUUCAGACGCGGUGUCUUCGAGGCUGUACGUGCACUUCAUCGUCCAGUCUGUCCAUGCCCUGAAAGGUGAUGCGGCCCCACUAGCUCCAGGCGUCUGCCGGGGGCUCAGCAGCCUCAGCUCACUAAUCCAGCGCCUAUUCAGCUCCUGGUCAGGCCUGUACAAGUAGGCCGUCAGGCCGUCACAUUGCGACCCAAUCGCGUCGCGUCGCGCAUCAGGCCUCAGGCGCAUCAACCCUCGCCUCACUCACACCUCAGUCCUCAUCUUGACCUUGCCCUCCAGUCUCACCCGCCCAGCUGCACGAUUCGCAUCUGCAGACAGACAGCGCCCAGCUCGAGCGCUGCCACCUCCAUGCCCGACCUUGGCUUCAACCGGUCGUCGCCGCGCCGCGACCCCAGCACGAGCUCCAAGCGCAACAGCAUCACCGACCGCGUGCGCAACUCGUUCCUCAAGGCGCGCCAGGACACGCAGGCGUCGAUCCAGCGACGCACCUCGACGGCGCCCGGCAAGCCCACGCAGUCGCCCAUCUCCCGCAUCCGCGACUGGCUGGACACGUGCAACCGCGAGCACGACCACCACUGCAGCCCGCCCAGCUCGUCCAAGACUGACGACGAGGUCGACACUUUUCGCCCCACCUGGCUCAUUGACUCGACGGACCGCUGUCUUGUCCGCAGCAAGCCCGGCGAUCGCUAUGUGGCGCUGAGCUACGUCUGGGGCGGCGGCGCGCGCACCGAGACAGGCGACAUCCGCCUCGCCAAGGCCAACAUCGACGUGUACGAGGACGCCCUGCCCGAGGCCGACCUGCCGCAGACCAUCCUCGACGCCAUGUGGACGGCGCGCAAGCUGGGACUACGGUAUCUCUGGGUAGACCAGCUGUGCAUCACGCAGGACGACAAGGACGAGAUGGAGAGUCACACGCAGCACAUGGCCUACGUAUUCGCCAACGCCUACCUGACGCUCGUGGCCGCGCAUGGCGAUGUGCACACUGGUCUUAUCCCGCUGAAUCCGCGCAGGCAGGGGCCGCGAGGACUGGGGUCUGGGACGGAGAACCACGCCGAUCUGGUGCGGCAGUCCAAAUGGAGCACGCGAGGGUGGACACUGGAGGAGUCAUACUAUUCUCGGCGCAAGGUCUUCUUCUUUGAGGAUGCUAUUACCUGGGAGUGUCAUUGCGAGUUAUGGCAAGACAGUCCGACGGCGGCUGUGCGGGGACGCAGGGCUGCGUGCGCGCAUCCCCUGUCCGAGGCGGCCUUUGCGUGGCGGCACGCGCCGUGGCCGGACCUGGACGAGUACGCACGCAUCGCGGCGGACUACAGUGCACGUCGCGUGACUAGGGUGGACGACACACUCAAGGCGUUUGCCGGCAUCACACAUGUGCUGUCGAGGGUGUUUCCGGGGGGGUUCUUGUACGGCAUGCCGCUCAUGUUCCUGGACAUUGCGCUUCUGUGGCGACCGCAGGCGUCGAUGCGGCGGCGCGCGGUCAUCCAGCCGCCAUUCUUACCGUCGUGGUCGUGGAUGGGGUGGUGGUUCGACGGGGUGCCGGUCGACCUCGUGCUGUGGCGCGCGGCGGCGGAUUACGUGGUGGACAAGACAAGUGACGGCAGCACAUCGCAGCGGCUGCAGUCGCCGCACGCCUUCAAGAUCAAGCCAACGGUGACGUGGGCGCUCACGGACCGGACGGCCAGCGCGCCCGUGACGAACAAUGGGCUGCACUUUCGCGACUUGCGCUCGCGGCGCAGCUCGGUGUCGUCGUACCCGCCUGGCUGGACGCGCGUGGGGCCACACUUUCAGCACGACAGCGACGACCUCACGCUCUUCAGGUACCCGAUCCCCGUGGAGGAGCCGCCCGAGGACGGGGUGGCCUACCCAGCGCCGGCGGGGGAGCUGGCGUUCCCCGGUCCGUACCUGUCGUUCCGGACGACGAGCGCGCUGUUCGAGGUGGACUAUGACGCGACGCUGUCGACGCGCGAGGCGGCCAUGAACCCGCCGGUGGCGGUGGGCAACCUGUGGUCGCGGACGACGCAGCGGUGGGCGGGCAGCUUCCGGGCGCACGACGGGUGGCUGGGAAUCCAAUCGUCCAACUACGAGGGGGACGAGGUGCUCGAGUUUGUGGCGAUUUCGACGGCGACGGAGCGGCGGGGCUCGCACGUCUUCAGCGCGGCGCAGUUUGCGGCCAACAAGGACGCCGACGACUUUGUGGACAUUGUCAACGUGCUCUGGAUCGAGCGCAUCGGCGGCGUCGCCUACCGUCGGGGGCUGGGGCACGUCCUGCGCAAGGCGUGGGAGGGCGCCGAGCCCGAGGAGGUGGACGUCCUGUUGGGGUGAUUUGUUUGGUCUUAUGAGCGAUGUUCACGAUUUCGAUUCUACAAAGCAUGGCUUCACGGCACACUAUUCUGGCACUUUAUUCUGUUACGCACUAAUUUACUACCGACCAAGGCCUCCAUGCAUGAAUCAGGCUACCAGCAUGAAUGAGCCUUUGCUCCGCGCUGUGCCAAGCAGGGAUCGUCGCCGAGA
This is a messenger RNA of Emericellopsis atlantica, 2597 nucleotides long. RefSeq names its product tol protein. The transcript is spliced from 2 exons. NCBI's taxonomy places the organism in Eukaryota, Fungi, Ascomycota, Sordariomycetes, Hypocreales, Bionectriaceae. The coding region runs from base 438 to 2408 and encodes 656 amino acids. The record is from RefSeq and is a predicted model, not a curated record.